GCUGAAACCACCAGUCUGCCGGAAGUAAAGAAGAAGAGCUUCCAUUGACAGGUGGAUGUUUUGCUGUGGGUCAAAUCCAUCGGGGCGAAUAUUCCUCCUUUAAAUCAUUUCGCCGGUUAUUCUACCGGGGCGUGAAUGACCUCUGACAUCCGUCUACCGGAUCUUAGUCUCGGUCUUUCCGCUGUUCGUCCCGCGCACCGACCCUCUGAUGGCCUCCAGGCGGCCGGACAGCUUUGACGGACUCGGCUACCGCGGCCGCGACGACCCGCUGUACGGAACGAGCUACCCGGUGAGAAGCGCCGGAGGCCCUGCAGAGCAGCAGCACCACCACUGGGUCAGCACGCCGCCGGAUAUCCCCGGCAGCCGCAACCUGCACCACGGAGAGCGGACGCCUCAGCAUGACGAUCCGCUGGGAGAGCGCGGAGGUCCCGCAGGUGCAGCCGGCUGGGAUGCUCCGCAGCCCGGGGUACCGCCUGCCGAGCAGCUCAAUCGAUUUGCUGGAUUCGGAAUCGGACUCGUUAGCCUGUUCACUGAGAACGUCCUCGCUCAUCCCUGCAUCGUCUUCCGCAGACAGUGUCAAGUGAACUACCACGCCCGCUGUUACCACCUGACGCCCUUCAGCGCCGUGGCUGUCAUGUACAGCAUCACCAAGGCUCAGGGUCUUAAGGCUCUCUGGAAGGGGAUGGGCAGCACCUUCAUCGUUCACGGCAUCACACUCGGAGCCGAGGGCGUCAUAAGCGAGUUCACGCCGUUACCACGGGAGCUGCCUCACAGCUGGAGCUGGAAACAGCUGGCUGGACAUUUACUGCUUAAAGGGUUAACGGCCGUCGUGGCGCUUCCUUUCUACUGCGCCAGCCUCAUUGAGACCGUACAGAGCGAGAUCGUGCGUGACGAGUCGGCGUCCGGGCUGCUGGACUGCGUGCGGGAGGGUCUGACCCGGCUGCUGGGCGUCGGCGCUCCUCACAGCCACCGGCUGCUUCCUCUCGGCGCGCUGCUGCUCCCCGUCGCGCUGCACGCCAUCCUGCGCUACGCCGUCGCCGCCUCCGUCCAGCGGGCGGCGCUGUGGUUCCAUCAGCGCGGCGGGAAGCAGCGCGCCAACCCGUCCAACCCGCUGGACGCCUACUUCCCCGAGCUGGCCGCGGCGUGGGCGGGGUCCCUGGCGGCCGACGUCUUGCUGUUCCCCCUGGAGACGGCGCUGCACCGCCUCGGCCUGCAGGGAACGCGCACCAUCAUCGACGCCACCGACGGCGUGGUCGCCGGGGGCAACGUGGGCAGCCCGCUGGUGCUGCCCGUCAACACGCAGUACGACGGCUUCCGCGACUGCCUCAACGCCAUCCGCCGCAAGGAGGGCGCCGCCGGGUUCUAUCGCGGCUUCGGGGCGCUGACGACGCAGUACGCGCUGCACGGAGCGCUGCUCGCCGCCGCCAGGACGCUGCUGAGGCUGCUCCUGCUGGAGGGCGGGGCCAGCUAGAGGCGUUACCGUGGAGACGCAGCUUCACUUCCAAAGUAAAAAAGAUCUGUUUGUCCACAACAAGAAAGAUGUUAAACCUGCCGCGUCAACGAGUGUCAUCAGAAAGCUCCCGGUCACUUAGCCUAGCUUAGCUCAAAGGCUAGAAGCUGGGGCAACUGUUAGCCUAGCUUCAUCAAAAUAAAAAUGAAUGCACCUUCCGGCGAAAUGUUAAAUUCUUAUGUUGACUCGUCCUGAUGUCACUUCAGACCAAAUGUUGUGAAUGUGUGUUGCCAUGGAAACAAAGUGUCGCUUCCUGCUCCAGCAUGCACUGAGACGCAUUCAAACCACGGUGAAAUAGCAUCAGCUUAUUUAAAAAUGUGAAGCCAUUUUUAUUUGUAAAAAGUUGUAAAAAUUGAAAAUCUAUUAGAGACGUAGCUUUAGAUUCAAUUAUAUGUGACCCCUAAAUAUUCAUGUAAUCCAAUGACAUUAGUGAAGAAGAAAUUGAUCAGUUUAAUUGGAGAAGGAAGUGAGGUUGUUGAUUGUUAGUUCAAAAUAUAUGUUUGCAAUUCAAUUGAUAUUCCAAAGUUUUGAAACAUUUGAAUUAAAUUAAAGUGUGUGUCUUUUUAAAAUCACUGAAUGGGCACUUGUUCAGGUUCUGUUCUAUUGUUGUAAAUGUUGAAACUUUGCACUGUGCCCCCAGACAAAUAAAAUAUACACUUGAACAUGUAUUUUCACUUGAAAUAAAACAAUGUGUUCUGGA
Molecule: messenger RNA, 2210 nt
Organism: Pungitius pungitius (ninespine stickleback)
Lineage: Eukaryota; Metazoa; Chordata; Actinopteri; Perciformes; Gasterosteidae
Gene: slc25a46
Product: solute carrier family 25 member 46
Exons: 8
Coding region: 209-1471 (420 amino acids)
Biological process (GO): axon development; mitochondrial membrane fission; mitochondrial fission
Cellular component (GO): mitochondrial outer membrane
Source: RefSeq, a predicted model, not a curated record